Aspergillus affinis is the source of this 2082-nucleotide messenger RNA. RefSeq names its product putative C2H2 finger domain protein (gene znfA). The transcript is spliced from 2 exons. Bases 1 to 2082 code for a protein of 693 amino acids. NCBI's taxonomy places the organism in Eukaryota, Fungi, Ascomycota, Eurotiomycetes, Eurotiales, Aspergillaceae. The record is from RefSeq and is a predicted model, not a curated record.
AUGGACUUCCCACGACUUUCGCCACCUUCGAUUCACGUGCAUGACAUCAAUAACCGCUAUGAUUAUCCUCGUUCUGCCGAAAGAUCGCCAUACAUUAUGCCUGGACAAUCAUACUCACCUCAUGGGCCCAUGCCCAUUCCAACGAGCUCAAUAGCUACGUUUGCCCCGCCGCCUUUGCCCCCGCCGCCACGUAUCAGCGAUUUGGAAAAUGGCUAUGACGCUGGAUGGCUGCAUGCGAAUCCGAAAAGCCCCGUCGGAACCACCAAACUUGCACCAAUCAGCCCAAGCUCGAGCUUAUUUGGAGCUCACCGCCGUCCCGAAUCCGUCCCGCAGGGUGAUCGAAUGAUGAUCGAUGAACUAGACGGCCGGCAAAGCGGCUUACCUAUCUCUCGAAGUCCCGAGGCUCACAUCAAGAUCGAGCCGCCACCGCCAGCUGACGAAGGCUUCCGAAAUUCUAUGCAACUCAAUCACAGCAGCCCGAUCUUGAAAGGCGAGCGGGAUUUCUCUCGGCGCAGCGUGAAAGACUCGUCGGAUGCAUACGAUCAGCAUCUCUUGUCCAAAAUAGGCAAGCCGCUUUCCCCGCGACAGUCCAUCAGUCUUGGAACGGAGAACAAAAGCUCCUUGUCGACCCUUCCAAUUCCAUCACGAACCCUGGGGAGCUUACCUUCCCCGGGGGGCUCUGACGGCCCUACACUCGAUGUCCGAUGGUCCACUAAUUCCCAGGGGGCCGUAUCGCCCGGAACGAAGGUCGCCUGGAGGGAGUACGUCGGAUACCGGAGUCCAAGUGUCGAGAGCAGUGCUCCAUCGUCUGCGGUGGAUUAUGACCAUUCGACCUACCUUCGAGAUGCCUGCCGCCGCCGAGUGGGUGGGACGACGCCCCAGUACGAUGAAACUCUCAGCCUCCCCAGCCGAUCGAAUAGAGGCAGCUAUGACCAGGGCGUCUUUUCGGACAUUGAAGGCGACUUCUCGGCCGAUGACAAUCUGCCGCCUCGGUUAUUUCAUGUUCGGGAAGCCACGCCGCCGUACCUGGAAGUUUCGAAAUCGGGCACCAAGCGACGAGCCUCUUCACCACCCCGGGAACCGAUAGGCGAUGAUAGGCGCACACUCCAUAUCACCACGAGUAAUGGCGAUCUCUCCCAGAGACGAACCAGUGGUCAUCCGUUUACCAACACCCUUUCCGUCAAUAGUGGUUAUGCCCCUAGCCACGGGAGUCUCUCGGCUGCUUCCUCACUAAGCCUUCGAACAUCGGGAUCGUAUUCGUCGGCCGCUAUUUCCGCCGGAGGGAGUAGCAUGACAAGUAUAUCCGCCUAUGAUCGCCCGUCGCCUGGAGGCCAUUCGCCAAAAUCGGAUGCGGAUCCGUUUCACGAGAAAGCGAUUCUCAACCCCAGCUCUCCCAAUGGAAUUAUCGGCCCGUCGGUCGCAAGGGCGGUCCAAAACCAAAAUACGCUGGAGCCUUCGAGCGCAAAUACGGCACGGAAAAUGUCAUUGCAGACGACUCUCAACGUACCCAAGCCCGCGGGCCCGAAGAUGGGAGGGCUGUAUAUUUGUGAUUGCUGCCCCAAGAAGCCCAAGAAGUUUGACAAUCCUGAAGAGCUCCGGGCCCAUGAGAUGGAGAAGCAAUAUUCGUGUUUAUUCUGCAACAAUCGAUUCAAGAACAAGAACGAGGCGGAGCGUCAUCAGAACUCCCUUCACUUGCGACGUCACUCUUGGUCAUGUGCAGCGUUACCAGGUUAUCAAGCUGCCUUCCAUCCUUCUUCGUCCCCAGCUUCCCAAACGAACUCGGGGCCCUCCCAUGACACAUGUGGUUAUUGUGGUGAAGAAUUUUCUAAUUUCCCCCAACCGGAUUGGGAUCGCCGAUUCGAGCAUCUGACUGCCGUGCAUAAGUUUGGGGAGUGCAACAAUGCAAAGAAAUUCUUCCGCGCCGAUCAUUUCAGACAACAUCUUAAACACAGCCAUGCGGGCACGAGUGGCAAAUGGACUAAUAUUCUCGAGAAUGCUUGCAUGAAGGAAGAAGCGCCUCCGGAGCCGAAGAAUUCCAACAUUGCGUCAAAUAAAAUCAACGAUGUUCUCGGUGGUUGCUGA